AUGAACCUGAUGCGGUCGGAGCGCGAGCGGCGCGUCAACCUGCUGUGGGCGCGCUGCCACGGCACCGUGGCCGACUACCGCCAGCGCACCGCACCGCGCCGCAAGGAGCACGACCGCCUGCAGCGCCUCGACAGCGACACGGGCGACGAACGCCUCGCCGACCUCUACGAAGAACUACACGACCUGCAGUUGCAACUGCAAGAAGUCCGCCAGUACCAGUCAGAUCGGCUUGGUGUGUUACGAAAGGAAAGGGACAACUAUGGAACAUUGUACACAACCCUUAUGAAUGACAAGGAGGCGGGCACCCUAACUGACAAAAAGCAAGCUAUGCACCUCGCUGUAUGUUGUGCAGCCACCACCAAGAGACUGCAACAGUUGCAAAAGAAGGCAGAACUUAUUCUGGAGUUGACAACUCUUUGCCGCAAAUAUGAGCUGCAAGAGGAGAAAGUGGUACCAUUUCAAAAAUCUUCAGUAGAAGUUCCAGAUGCUACAGGACAAGAGAUGCAAAGGGCUAUGAUAAUGGAGCAGUUACAGGGGACGAGUGACACUCUUACUCUGAUGGAUCAUUUCUGGCAAAAAGUUGCAAAGGUGCAAAUGCGUCAUACAGAGCUACAGCUGGUCCACAAUCAACUCCAGGAAGAGAACAGAGAACUGAGACAAGCACUGUGCAAUUAUCUUCAAGAACUUGCUCCUCACAAGGAAUUUCAGAACCAAGAAACUGAUACCCUACUGACAACAGCACAACAACAUCUGGCUGCAAAAGCUGCAUCGGCUGCACAACCACAACCGACCAACCAGCCCACCCAACAAGUGCCACUGACCAUCAUACCGUCAUUAGGGCAAUUUAAGGAAACAGAAGAGGAAUGGAUUGAAUACUUGACUCAGUUCCAAGAACAUUGUCAUGUUCAUCAUGUUCAAGAAAGGAAGGAACCCCAUGUAAAGCUGUAGCAAGAGAAGAGAGAAAAAAAUGCUGGACGCUAAGGAUUGAAGAAAUGUGUACUCUUGUCUUUAGUGUCUUUAUGUGUCCUAUAUUUAAUUUUAUGUCACACAAAAGAGAAAGUUAAUAGCUAAUAGGCAAUAAAGAUUCAAAUUUUCUGAAGA
Molecule: messenger RNA, 1101 nt
Organism: Schistocerca piceifrons (Central American locust)
Lineage: Eukaryota; Metazoa; Arthropoda; Insecta; Orthoptera; Acrididae
Product: dynein regulatory complex subunit 2-like
Exons: 6
Coding region: 1-948 (315 amino acids)
Source: RefSeq, a predicted model, not a curated record